UCUACAAUCAUGUUGACUAUUUGAAUUACAAUCAUGAAUGAAGCUAACAACAGUAAGAAAGGAGAUUUGAAGUCAUUGUUCGGCAGACAUUAACAAGUCACUUUUAUUGUUCUAAUGUCUUCCCGUUUCCACUAUUUCCUAAUCCUACUAUAGUUGUGGCAUUGCUCGAAACAGAAUAACAAUCAAGUUGAAACACAAGGAAGCAAUGUUACUCGCUGUUGUGGCCAGUUUGAUAUAUUCAAGAGAAACAAAAUCAGAUCAGAAUACUACAAAUCUGGUAAAAGUGUGGAAUGUAUUGCAGCUUCGGAUUCUGGUUGCUGUUAGUCUCUUCUUACAAAUGCUACUCAUCUUUUUGGGAAACAGAAGGAAGUAUAUAGUUAAUAAAAGGCUAAAAUUGUUGAUAUGGUUCACCUAUUUGUCAGCUGAUUGGAUUGCUACUGUUGCGCUAGGAAUUCUUUCCAAAGACACUAAAGAUCAUAAGACAGACCCCAACUUCGUAAUUAUGGCGAUUUGGGCACCAUUUCUUCUUGUGCAUCUUGGCGGGCCUGAUACAAUCACUGCCUACUCCCUUGAAGACAACCAACUGUGGCCACGACAUAUGCUAGAAUUAAUAUACCAACUUGCAGUUGCAGUUUAUGUUGUUUACCGGUCAUGGAACAGAAAUCCCCUUAUGUAUGUCACCGUUCCUGUUGUCAUCGCAGGAAUAAUCAAAUAUGGUGAGAGGACUUGGUCGUUGAGGUUCGGUAGCAGCGAUGGAUUCAGAGAAUCUAUUCUACCUCAUCCAGAUCCAGGACCAAAUUAUGCUAAAUUCAUGGAUGAUUACACUGCUAAAAAAGACGAAGGAUAUCAUGUUACUUUAGAUGAAGUGAAUGAUACUACUCCCAUUGUGUUGGAUCAUAACUCUCAAGGGGAAACCAAAAUACCAAAUCCAAAUAUUCCAGAUGCUCAAGCUUUAAAUGAUGGAUUCAAGUUCUACAACAUUCCUGAGUGUCUAUUUGCGGAUCUCAUCUUUAGUUUUCAAGACCACAAAAGCAGCCAAAUUUUCUUUCAGAAAUCCAUGUGGAAAGAUGCUUUUAAAACAAUUGAGGUUGAGUUAGGAUUAAUAUAUGAUAUGUUAUAUACAAAGGCAGCACUAACAUAUUCCUACUGGGGCAUCAUCCUCAAAUCUUUGAGCUUUUUCUGUACAGUAUCUGCAUUCUUCACCUUUUUUAUUCUCAUCUCAAUAGGACACAAGAACAUGGAUUAUGACCUGAUUAUCACUUUUGUGCUUUUCAUCGGGGCUAUUAUUCUUGAGAUAUAUGCGGUCAUUGUUUUACUUUCUUCAAGUUGGGUAAUGAAUUGGCUGAGCAAGCAAAAGAUUAGGAGAGUGGAUCUUCUCUACAAGUUCAUCUCGUUCUGUCAAAUUUGUUUCAAACUCUCCCACACUAUCAGAUGGUCUAAUCAAAUGUCACAAUUCAACCUCAUAAGAUUCUGCUUGAAAGACGAACCAAUCAAAUGUAUUGAAGUUCAGAAAUUCUUUCGAAUCUAUAACUUUUUUGAGAAGUCUUACUACCAAAAAACAAAACAAGUCUCUGAAGGAUUGAAAGAACUCAUUUUUGACCAUCUUAGGGAUAAGUCUGCGGAAGCAAAAGAUGUUGAGUCGUGUAAAAAAUUAUGUGCUCACAAGGGUGAUCUGGUUCUUAACAAUUGGAACUGUCAUAUUCCUGACAUUAACUGGAGCAUUAAGGAGGUGGAGUUUGAUCAAAGCAUUCUGCUUUGGCAUAUUGCUACAGAUCUUUGUUAUUCUAAAGAUACAGAUUCCAACCAAAGUCGUGAAAAAAGUCAAUUGUUGUCAGAUUAUAUGUUAUAUCUUCUUGUUAUGUGUCCUUUUUUGUUGCCCAAUGGAAUAGGACAAAUAAGAUUUGAAGACACAUGUGCAGAGGUGGAUGAACUUUUGAAAGAGAGAAAAUACAUCAGAAAAAGAAGUCAUGUUUAUUUUGAGGAGAAAAGAAGUCAAGUUUGCGAGAUGAUACUUCGAGUGAAUACAGAAAUUCUACCAUCAAAAGUUAAAGGUGAUAGAAGCAAGUCUGUGCUAUUUGAUGCAUGUAGGCUUGCCAAAUCACUAGAGUCUUUAGAAACGGAGCAGAAUUGGUCCAAAGAUAGGAAAUGGGAAAUGAUAAGUCAUGUUUGGGUGGAGAUGUUGUGUCACGCAGCAAGCCAAUGUAGAGGGAUUCAUCAUGCUAAGCAACUUAGCCAGGGUGGUGAGUUGCUUACCCAUGUCUGGCUUUUGAUGGCUCAUUUAGGCAUUACAGAACAAUUCCAGAUUUCUAAAGGUCAUGUAAGGGCAAAGUUGAAGCUCUCAUAAAAUGUUUGGUGAUUAUUUUAAAAGCUCUUGUUACUUAUGUCUUUUUUGCAGUGUCGUACAUGACAGAACAUUGAAGUGUGUCUUCCAUUUUGUGUUCAACUAAUGUAAUUAAUGAUGUACCAUUGGAAUUUGGUUUAGUAUUUUGAUCCAUAUGUAAAACUUGGUUCUGCAAGCCACUGUAAAAUGAUGAAUUGUUUGUGAAUACUUUUAUUGUUUGUGUUAUGAAAAUGAAUGUUACUCUUUGUUAUUA
This is a messenger RNA of Cicer arietinum (chickpea), 2594 nucleotides long. RefSeq lists its product as uncharacterized. The record is from RefSeq and is a predicted model, not a curated record. Lineage: Eukaryota; Viridiplantae; Streptophyta; Magnoliopsida; Fabales; Fabaceae.